AUGAAAGUGGGAGAAGGAGCAGACACCUUGAGGAUUGUGAACGAGUUCAAGCAGCAGUUGAAGAGCAAAAUCAAGCACAUGGAGAAGAAGUCUUUGCUAGUGAUGUUUCCUGACAACCCUGGGAAGCUGCCAAAAGAUAUAUAUGACGCAGUGUUUGAAGAGGAGCUGCCGUCGCCGCCCCAGAACAGUGCUGGUGCAGAGUCUUCGAAAGUGGUUGCAAGAAAAUCGCACAGUUUGGUGAAGAAGGUGAGUCUGAAUGACAACCCCAUGAGCAGCAUGAUGCAGCAGAUGGAUCACAUGAUGAAGUCUAACAUGGGCGGAGUGAACCCUAUGAUGCUGAUGAUGGCCGGCAUUCAGCAGUUUAUGGGUGCAGACAAAGGUGAUGCGCAUGGCGCGGCCAAUUUGCAAAUCUUUGGUAACAAGAGGAAGACAAAGGCAUUGCCAAAUGCCGCAGAAGCCGAUCGAACAUCGCCAGAGCAGAAAGCUUUGCUGGAGGGUGCGUUGGAAGAUGAUAGCCAAGAAAGUCGAAAGACGCAGUCAAGCGCAGCCGAAAUGAAGCCACCGAACCAGAAACCAGCCUUUGAGGUCCCUAUAGACGAGGAAGCUUCAGCAGCGUCGGCUUCCGCCAAGAAAAAGGCAAAGACACCAGAGGAGUAUGUGAAGGUCUUCAAGACUGGCGUCCAGAGCCGUGAAAGAGCUCGCGCAGAGGCAAAGCAAGAUGUGGAUGAGCCAGAGGAUGGAGCGGAGGCUUCGGAGCCGGAAGAAAAGCAGCCCAAGGCAAAGAAGAGAAGGUCAGAAGAGAAAGUUGCGGAGAAGAAGGAAGCAACCUUCAAGAAACCUGCGGCGAAGGAAAAAGCGAAGAAAGCUCCUGGUCCCAAGAAAGCGGCAGCUGCGCCUCAGGAAGGUGCUGCGGAAGGUGCUGUGGCGCGAAAGGAUUUGGGCCCUAAGCCUGCUCCGCCAGACCCUUGGACAGAGACGUUCUUUUGGGGGACCGGCAAGAUCCACAAGAACCCAAAGUCCGCGUGUUGGCGGGCCUUUGUCGACAAGGCGGACAGAAUUGAUCGAAAAGUGAAACUGGGCGAUGACCAUGUAAAAUCGUUUCACCGUGCCCUUGAAAUCAUCGAGGAAGGCAUGGCUGCCCGGGGCUUAUGA
Effrenium voratum is the source of this 1152-nucleotide messenger RNA. NCBI's taxonomy places the organism in Eukaryota, Dinophyceae, Suessiales, Symbiodiniaceae. The record is from the annotation of a GenBank genome assembly.